Messenger RNA from Geodia barretti, 1460 nucleotides. Lineage: Eukaryota; Metazoa; Porifera; Demospongiae; Tetractinellida; Geodiidae. The record is from the annotation of a GenBank genome assembly.
GAAAAUUAAUGGUGGAGGAGCAACUACGAAAGCUUUCUGCAAAGCGCAGCCUCGACGGAGGCGAUGCCUUCGCUCUAAUCCAACUCCUGCAGGAGCAGACGACGCCCAUACUCUUGCUGAGGAGCGCAGGCAGCUCUAAUGCACCCUCCUCUGAUCGUCGCCCAGCGGCAAACGCUGUUGAUGAAGAUAGAGGCAGAAUUGAGGGGCGGAGAGCCAGGGAACCGCCCGAGACAGGCAAAGGAGGAGCUGCCAGUCGCGGAGUGUCUCCAAAGAGAGCUCUGUUUGGUGGUCGGUCGGGCAGUGCUACUGUUCUGGAUGUGAACAGUCUGGAGGAGUUUCCGCCUAUGCAGCCCAGUGUGAACACUACCUGCAGGAGGAAGGAGAAAAAGGCAACCAAGCCACGCAGGAUCACUCUGACGUCCAUGAGUCGGAGCACACCUCACCAAACUCCCUCCUCUCACCCUCCCCACUUCACACCCCUCCCUCCAGCCAACGAGAGCUGGUCUCCACACCCUGCCUUUGUGGGCCAAAUGGUGACCACAUCCUCCGCCCCCUCUCCCCUGAGCGAGGAGAGGAAACUGCUCCGGAAGGAGAGGUCCAGACAAAUAGUGCAGAGGAGAAGUGACAGUCGUAAAGUGGAUAGGGGAUUGAAACACCCUGGAAGAGUAGAGAAUACUCAAUGUAGAUCAACUAUGAGCAAUGCUACCCGUAACAAAUCUAUCACCCAUCAAGCCUUUUCCACUGGAUCGGAAUCAGCUCUGUUGUCACCCAGCCGUACAGAUGGGGCUCUCUUUUCAAGCCAUGCAGGCACAGUUCGUACCUCCACCCCUGCUCCAGCUACCAGUGUUUUCUCAGUUCUCUCAGUUAAUAGAGUGUCCAAUAGGACCUCACUGGAGCACCUAGCACAGCUUCACUCCAAGAUUAUCACCGAUCGCUUGGUGCCCAAUAUCACGUCUGAGAUCCACUUUGUUGUUCAGCUUCUGACAUGCACCCAGCCAACUCACGCACUACAAAACAUAUCAGAUGGAUCAGAGAACCUAUUUCGCACAGUUGAGAACUGUGUCUAUUUUGCAGUCAGAGUUCUCUACAACAUCAGAAAUUUUCUCACUGCACUGGAUACUGCCACUCUACAACUACUGAGUGAUAAUACUCGAAUCAAACAGUUGGAACCAAAACUAGCGGCAUUUCUUUCUGUAGCACUGGAAAGAGCUCAAACGGACGUCAGUAGCAGAGGGCAGAGUCACGUGGUGCCUCAGAGUGCCCUCACUAACAACAGAGUUCCGUUUCAAGAGGAUACCGACAACCUCAGAAACUUUCCCAAUAUGAAAGUCUUUCACGCCUUCAAGAAACAAAGGUCCAAUAUCUUUAUUUUGUUUUUACGAGACUCUGAAAACAAAAAUUUCUGCAGGGACAGUUUUUACUCAAUAUUGAGAGAGUGGGAGGCUAAUCACAACAUGCCC